Molecule: messenger RNA, 357 nt
Organism: Acanthocheilonema viteae
Lineage: Eukaryota; Metazoa; Nematoda; Chromadorea; Rhabditida; Onchocercidae
Source: the annotation of a GenBank genome assembly
AUGAACAAACGGAAGAAAAAAAGGAACCGUGGUCAGUUACCAAAAACAAACAUGAGUGAAGAAAUAACCGUGACAAAAAGGGAAAGAACCAUAGCAUUAUUUGAUAGUGGUGCACGAUUAAGUUGUAUCUCGAAGAAGUUAGCCAAUCGAUUGAAAUUGGUAGAAAUUGAAAGUGAAAGGAUGACAGUCGCACGAUUUGGUGAUAGAAAUCCAAAGUCAUUAAAUGUUGCUAAAGUUCAACUUGAAAUAAAGACUGUAGAAGGAGAUAUUACGGUAUUAGUACUUGCAGUGAUAAACUAUCCAACAAGUUCGUUGCAAAUAGUUACGGUAAACGAGCAAGAGAUACCACAUAUUUGA